CUAUCCGGGUCGUGAGACUACCGCUUAAAAGAUCACUGAUGUCACUGUUUGCGCCGCUUAACGACAUCACGUGACGUCCACCCACUUUCGCUAACUCCACCCAAUGUGUCCACCCACUUCCAGCCAGCACGGUUCAGCGCGAUUGUAGUCGAAAUGCAACUCCAACAGCCCGGCUCAGCCCGACUCGGCACGGCACGGCUCAGCCCGACUCAGCCGCGUUUGUAGUGGAAAAGCGGCAUUAGUGGGAGCCAUAUAGCUGACAGUAUUAUACGUAAGGCCAACGCCAAACUCAGGUUUCUAUACAGGCAGGCCCGGAACCUCGAUAAGGCAAUCAAGAAACUUUUUUCUGUCAGCUCUUAUCCAAUGUCAUUUCAACUAUGCCAGCUCCACUUGCUACUCUGGCCUUACCAAGAGUUAUAAGAAUCGUCUUCAGGUUACACAAAACAAAAUUAUUGACUUUAUGCUGAGUUCCUCCCCCAGGAUUCCUAUAGGGUUUACUGAGUUCAAACAGGUCAACAUGUUGCCAGUCCAUCUCCGAGUCAAACAGUGACAACUCAAUCACAUCCACAACAUGUUAUAUGGUAACGCUCCGAGAUAUCUCUCAUCUUCUAGAAGUGUUCGGAAUACCCGCCAUAAUACCUGUUCAGGUCCCAUGCCCCUUUUUGUUCCUUCUGUAAAGUCAUUUGGCCAUUCUUUAUUUAGGUUCACCGCCAUCACUGCCUGGAACCAACUACCAAGUCAGUUACAGUCCAGAAAUGUUUUACAUAGAAGAAAGAAAGAAACCUUUAUUUGUCACAUGCACACUUCAAGCACAGUGAAAUUCAUCCUCUGCAUUUAACCCAUCUGAAGCAGUGAACACACGCGCACACACACACACACUCAGAGCAGUGGGCAGCCACACCAGAGCACCCGGGGAGCAGUCAGGGGUCAGGUACCUUGCUCAAGGGCACCUCAGCCCAAGGCUGCCCCAUGUCAACCUAACUGCAUGUCUUUGGAUUGUGGGGGAAACCGGAGCACCGGAGGAAACCCACGCAGACACGGGCAGAACAUGUAAACUCCACACAGAAAGGCCCCGGCCGGCCGUUGGGUUCAAACCCAGAACCUUCUUGCUGUGAGGCGACUGUGCUAACCACUACACCACCGUGCCAAUUUCAAGAAUUGUUUAUUUGAUCAAUUUUAUCAGCAAUCACUAAAUCCUUUUAUGUCCGAGUUUACCUUCUAGUCCAUGCCAUGUUUUAUUUUGUUUAUCUGCUGUACAUGACUUUCCCCCCCUUUUGUUUACACCCCCUUUUUUGUCCCUUGAUGUACUUGGACCACAAUGGAAAUAAUGGAUUUACACUUUAUUGUGCUAUCCAUAUAUUUUAAUGUGCACUAUACUUGUAUUUUGUACAUUAUUUUACUAAAUAAACUCAGCAGCAGCAGCAGCUUUCGGGAACAGAAUGCUGCGGAAACCAAAGCAUUUACUCUCAAAGGACUCUGACCCGAACUGUGGGCUAGAUCUUAUUCCCACCCCUCCAUGUCUCAGCAACCCCAAUGUAAUACAGUGAUACUUAUUAUUGCUAAAACAAUAUCUGAAGCGUUAUUUGUAAAGUAACAAAAUAUCUUGCUCUAGACUUUCAAACAAUAUUUUAAGAUUUUAUUUUAAUUUUAUCUAAUAGUGGAUGGAACAAUAAUUACAACCACGAACUGAAUCAGCACAUUCCAGUUGUAGCUGUAGUCAUACAGUAACUAUAAUCACUCUUGUUAUAAUAAUUUCAAUCAACAGUUCAUGUUCAGUUCCUUCUUCAUUUAUUCUCGAUUCAAAAGACACAGCUGAGUCACGCAGGUUGAUCAGUGCGUAACGGACAAUAACAAUUUUAUCCAAAAUAGUUUUUCCUGCCUUAGUCGAUUUAUUUCCAUUUCACAUGCCUGCAGCUGGUCUAAAGUUCAGUGUGUGUGUAGAACUCUCUCGAACUGGAGGUUCAUCACUACACUCUGGCUCCAUGGGGACAUUUUGCACAAGACUGGGUUACUCUGAUAACAGAAACAAAGCUCCAGCGCUCUCUGCUCUUAAUCUGUUCUGUUCUUUCACGAUAUAUCGCACAUGUCGCUCCUUGUUGGGAUUUUUACUGAAUUAUGUCCAAGUUGUUUAUCUGGUGUCCAAUCUGAGUUUUCCGUGUCGAAUAAGGAAGUUGGUUCAUCUGUAAGAAAAUCAUUUGAUUUUGUUUGAACACUUUUUUAUGAAGAAGCUCACUCGAAUGUGAGCAGAAAUGAAAUGAGAUUCUUAAGCAAACUCUUCCAUACUCACAUCCGACCUUCUAUUUCAAAAAAAGCAAAGCAUUUUAAAUACAAUCACGAAUUUAUCUGGAGUUUUCAGGCUUGGUUCCUUUCGUCGUAUUCUCUUUAACCACUCAUUUCUUCGUUGUUCUUGAAGCAUUUGCGUCUUUGUUAACAUUUUUCUUCAUAACGGGGAGAUGGUAAUAACAUAUUUUUUUUUCUAUUUGAAUGAUUUGAACAACCAAAAAGAGUGCAAAAUAAACCAUAUUUAAGACAGAUUAAGCCUUGCUUACACGAAAGACGCUGUCUGUCUGUCCCUCAGGUGAAAUUAUCACGUGAUGCGUGACGCCAUGCCCAAGGGGUCGAUUGGAACAGCAAGAACAAUUCUUUUGUUUCUGCUUUACACCAAACACAUUUGAGUUUGAGAUCAAAAGAUGAAUAUGAGCCGAUAGAUCAGAAUUUCAGCUUCAUUUCCUAAUCUUUACAUCUAGAUGUGUUCAGCAACAGAACAUGACACCUUUGGAGGCAGACCACCCAAUGGUUAGAAUGAUGGAGGGAAAGAGAUCAGACUCACCAGAACCCAGCUGUGUGUCCAUGAAGAGUGACGGGUCAAUGGGACUCCCAUAUCACUUCAGAGACAGAGACAGUCCUGCUGAUCUGAGACCACAAAAGAAGAAAUCAAACAUCAGCAGAAAGCAGCUGGAGUCCAUAUUCAAGGAGCUGGAACACAAAGUCAUCAGUGUGAUCCAGAAGGAGCUGAAGAGGUUUAAGAAGCUCCUGAGUCCAGAUUCCCCAGCAUGCUCUGAGAGGGAGGUGGAGGAUGAGGAGGAUCAGAGCAGUGUCAGAGAGGGAGUGCUGAAGAUCACACUGCACUUCCUGAAGAACAUGAAACACACAGAUCUCGCUCACACACUGCGCUACAAACACGUCUCUGUGUAUCGGCAAAAGCUGAAAUCCAACCUGAGAGAGAAGUUUAAAAGAGUUAAUGAAGGAAUCUCACAGCAUGGAAGCUCAGCUCUUCUGAAUGAGAUCUACACAGAGCUCUACAUCACAGAGGGUUGGAGUGGAGAUGUCAAUAAAGAACAUGAGGUGAGACAGAUUGAGACGGCGUCCAGGAGACCAGCAACACAGGAGACACCCAUCAAAUGUAAGGAUCUCUUUAAAGACACGUCCAUCAGAAGUGUGCUGACUAAAGGAGUUGCUGGAAUUGGAAAAACAGUCUCUGUGCAGAAGUUCAUUCUGGACUGGACUGAAGAAGAGAAUCAGGACGUCACCUUCAUGUUCCCACUUCCCUUUAGAGAGCUGAAUCUGAUGAAGGAGAGAAAUCUCAGUCUGAUGAAUCUUCUUCAUCACUUUUUCCCAGAAAUGAAAGAAUUACGAUUCAUAGACUGUGAUAUGAACAAAGUCCUGUUGAUCUUUGAUGGUCUGGAUGAGUGUCGACUUCCUCUAAAUUUCCAGAACAAUGAGAGAUUGUGCGAUGUGACAGAGUCGGCCUCAGUGGAUGUGCUGCUGACAAACCUCAUCAAGGGGAAUCUGCUUCCCUCUGCUCUCCUCUGGAUAACCUCUCGACCAGCAGCAGCCAAUCAGAUCCCUCCUGAGUGUGUAGGCCAGGUAACAGAGGUACGAGGGUUCAGUGAUCCUCAGAAAGAGGAGUACUUCAGGAAGAGGAUCAGUGAUCAGAGCCUGGCCAAUAAAAUCAUCACACACAUGAAGUCUUCAAGAAGCCUCUACAUCAUGUGCCACAUCCCAGUCUUCUGCUGGAUCUCAGCCACUGUUCUCGAGAGAAUGUUGGGUGAAGCAGAGAGUGGAGAGAUCCCCAAGACUCUGACUCAAAUGUUCACACACUUCCUGAUCUUUCAGAUCAAACACAAGGAGCAAAAGUACCAUCAGAAAUGUGAGCCUGAUCCUCAGCAGACCAGAGCGAGUAUCCUGGCACUGGGAAAACUGGCUUUCCAACAGCUGGAGAAAGGAAACCUGAUCUUCUAUGAGGAAGACCUGAGAGAGUGUGGCAUUGAUGUGAGAGAAGUGUCAGUGUACUCAGGAGUGUGUACCCAAAUCUUCCAAGAGGAGUUUGGGCUUCACCUGGGGAAGGUGUUCAGCUUCGAACAUCUGAGUGUUCAGGAGUUUCUGGCUGCUUUAUACACAUUUAUCUCCUUUAUCAGCAGAAAAGUAACAGAACGACAAACCACUGAUCUGUCUGAUCUUUUCACCAAAUCAAACAUGUCUGAUUUUCUCAGGAGUGCAGUGGACAAGGCCUUACAGAGUGAGAAUGGACACCUGGACCUGUUCCUCCGCUUCCUUCUGGGUCUCUCACUGGAGUCCAAUCAGACUCUCUUACGAGACCUACUGCCCCAGACAGGAAGUAGCGCUCACAGCAAACAGGAAACAGUCGAGUACAUCAAGGAGAAGAUCAGGGAGAAUCCAUCUCCAGAGAAAUCCAUCAAUCUGUUCCACUGUCUGAAUGAACUGAAUGAUCAUUCUCUUGUGCAGGAAGUACAAUGUUACCUGAACAGAGGAGAUUCCAGGCGUCUCAGGGGAGUCAGUCUCUCUCCUGCUCAGUGGUCAGCUCUGGUGUUUGUGUUACUGAACUCAGAACAGGAGCUGGAUGAGUUUGAUUUGAGUAAAUAUGACCCAUCAGAGGAAUGUCUUCUGAAGCUGCUGCCAGUGGUCAAAGCCUCCAGAAAAGCUCGUCUGUGGGGGUGUAAACUGACAGAGGAAAGCUGUAGAGUUCUGUCCUCAGUUCUCAGCUCAAACUCCUCCAGACUGAGAGAACUGGACCUGAUUUACAAUAACCUGCAGGAUUCAGGAGUGAAGCUGCUCUCUGCUGGACUGGAGAAUCCACACUGUACACUGAAGACACUGAGUCUGUGUUACUGUAAUCUGACAGAGGAAAGCUGUAGAGUUCUGUCCUCAGUUCUCAGCUCAAACUCCUCCAGACUGAGAGAACUGGACCUGAGUUACAAUAACCUGCAGGAUUCAGGAGUGAAGCUGCUCUCUGCUGGACUGGAGAAUCCACACUGUACACUGGAGACACUGAGGUUGUCUAAAUGCAGGAUUACAGGUGAAGGUUGUGCUGCUCUGGUUUCAGCUCUGAGGUCAAAUCCCUCAUCACACCUGAGAGAACUGGAUCUGAACUGCAAUAAACCAGGAGAAUCAGGAGUGAAGCUGCUCUCUGAUCUACUGAAGGAUCCACACUGUACACUGGAGACACUACAUCUGUGGGGGUGUGAUCUGACAGAGGAAAGCUGUAGAGUUCUGUCCUCAGUUCUCAGCUCAAACUCCUCCAGACUGAGAGAACUGAACCUGAGUUACAGUAACCUGCAGGAUUCAGGAGUGAAGCUGCUCUCUGCUGGACUGGAGAAUCCACACUGUACACUGGAGAUACUGAGUCUGUGUGGGUGUAAUCUGACAGAGGAAAGCUGUAGAGUUCUGUCCUCAGUUCUCAGCUCAAACUCCUCCAGACUGAGAGAACUGAACCUGAGAGACAAUAACCUGCAGGAUUCAGGAGUGAAGCUGCUCUCUGCUGGACUGGAGAAUCCACACUGUACACUGGAGACACUGAGGUUGUGUAAAUGCAGUAUUACAGGUGAAGGUUGUGCUGCUCUGGUUUCAGCUCUGAGGUCAAAUCCCUCAUCACACCUGAGAGAACUGCAUCUGAACCGCAAUAAUCCAGGAAAAUCAGGAGAGAAGCUGCUCUCUGAUCUACUGAAGGAUCCACACUGUACACUGGAGACACUACAUCUGUGGGGGUGUAAACUGACAGAGGAAAGCUGUAGAGUUCUGUCCUCAGUUCUCAGCUCAAACUCCUCCAGACUGAGAGAACUGAACCUGAGUUACAAUAACCUGCAGGAUUCAGGAGUGAAGCUGCUCUCUGCUGGACUGGAGAAUCCACACUGUACACUGGAGACACUGAGGUUGUCUGGCUGCAGGAUUACAGGUGAAGGUUGUGCUGCUCUGGUUUCAGCUCUGAGGUCAAAUCCCUCAUCACACCUGAGAGAACUGGAUCUGAACUGCAAUAAACCAGGAGAAUCAGGAGUGAAGCUGCUCUCUGAUCUACUGAAGGAUCCACACUGUACACUGGAGAAACUACAAUUUAGAUUUUCAUCCUGAUCUGAUCUGAGUCUCACACACAGAGGAUGAUGAGGAUAAACCCUUACAGUACAAAGUGAUUUGAAAAUCAUCAUCAUUUAGUGAUAAUCAGAUGUGUACAACAUGUCAGCACUUCCACUUCUCUAGUUGUUUGUAAAAAUACGCCAGCUGAGAUAAAUAAACUUUAAUGAACUCAACAAUCAUAAAUAUUUUCUUAUUCAUAUCUUUUACAGCAAAACAGAAACUGUUAAUGCACAUCGAACAUCAUUUAAUAGUUUUGUAUGUACAGUAUGCUUCUGUUUUUCCAUUUACAUGCAGCAGAAGGUCACAUUUAUGUUUAAAACACAUCAUAAAUAUCUUAUAGUAUCAGUUCACUGCAGUAAUUUGAUCAUUGCACAAAGUUACACACUGUUUAUAACUGCGUAAAGUAAAUUAUUUUCCUCCUGGAGUUGUUAAAUUUCAGAUGAGAGGUUUAAUUUGGUUGACUCUGUACAUAACUAAUGUUUUAAUCAAUUUUUAAAUGCUGUGUUUAUAAAAAUGCAGAUGAUUAUCAAUUCUGUAUUGAAAUGUUAGAAAUAUUUGUGUGAAGACACUUCAUUGUGUAUAUGUACUGUGUGUGUGUCAAUACACAUCGAUAUACUGAU
Neoarius graeffei (lesser salmon catfish) is the source of this 6989-nucleotide messenger RNA. RefSeq names its product NACHT, LRR and PYD domains-containing protein 12-like. The record is from RefSeq and is a predicted model, not a curated record. Gene Ontology annotation, molecular function: protein binding. The coding region runs from base 2767 to 6366 and encodes 1199 amino acids. Lineage: Eukaryota; Metazoa; Chordata; Actinopteri; Siluriformes; Ariidae. The transcript is spliced from 14 exons.